CAGACCCGCAGCAGCAGCAGCACAAGUAGGUUUCUGUGUUUCUUGACAUGGCGUCCAGCAGCCUGCUAUCCGAGGAGCAGUUUCUUUGUCCCAUCUGUCUGGACGUGUUCGUCCGCCCCGUCUCCACGCCGUGCGGACACAACUUCUGCAUGUCCUGCAUCACGCCCUACUGGGACGGCGCUCCGGUCUGCCAGUGUCCCGUCUGUAAGGAGCAGUUUCAAAGGAGACCCGAUCUCAAGGUCAACACUUUCAUCGCGGAGCUCGCGUCGCAGUUCGUGUCGCUUCAAGUGACAGGCGCUCGCAUGUGGAGCGCCGAUCCGGAGCAGGUCGGCUCCGGCGGCGCGGUGCUUUGUGAUGUUUGCACCGACGCCCAGAAGAAAGCUGUCAAGUCCUGUCUGGAGUGUCAGACUUCGUACUGCGACGUUCACCUGGAGCCUCAUCACCGAGCUGCCGGGCUGAAGAGACACACGCUGCUGGAACCUUUGCCGAGUCUGGACGACAAGAUCUGCAAGCAGCACAACAGGGUCCUGGUGCUGUUCUGCAGAGACGACGGCGUUCUGCUGUGCGACGUCUGCGCCAGCUCGCACCACACGAGGCACAACGUGGUUCAGGCGCAGCGAGCGUACGAAGGCAUGAGGGACGAGGUGGAGAACACGGAGGCCAAAGUGCAGCAGAUGAUCCAGGAAAGGCUCCACAAGGUGCAAAGCAUGAAGGAGUCGGUGCAGCAAAGCAAGACGGAAAGCGAGAAGGUGAUCGCAAACAGCGCGCAGGACCUGACGGAGCUGGUGUUGGAGAUUCAGAAGAGCCAGGCGGAGCUCGUCAGGGUGGUGGAGGAGAAGCAGGAAGCAGCAGAACAGCAAGCCGACGGGUUGAUCAGCGACAUGGAGGGCGAGAUCACAGAGCUGCAGAGGACGACGGUGAAGCUGAGGGCGCUGAAACACACCAAAGACCAGCUCCAGUUCUUCCGCAGCUACCUGAACGCGCCGCUGCUGCCACACACCAUGGACCUGUCCGCCGUCAGCUGCAACAGACACCUGGAGGUUCAGCACUUCGGUACAUCUGUGAGAAAAUCAGCGUCUCGGCUGCGAGUGCUGCUGGACAAAAUGAACACAGAAAUCAGCAGGUUCUCGGGCAGCGCCGACGUGUCCAACGCCGCCACGCUGAGCUUCAUGCAGCAGCACGAGGUGGACGUGGUGCUCGAUCCCGACACGGCUCACCCGCUGCUCAUCUUGUCCAGCGACGGGAAGCAGGUCAGGUACAGCAUGGGCUCAGGUCUGUGGGCGAACCAGAUCCUGAACCCGAGCAUGUUCACCGAGCACCUCGCAGUUCUGGGACAGAGCGGCUUCUCCUCGGGCAGGUUUUACUUUGAGGUCCACAUGGGCCAAAAGACAGAAUGGUGUCUGGGCGUGGCCACGGCGUCCAUCCAGAGGAGAGGGGCUCUUGUUCGGAGCUCUGGCAGCGGACUCUGGGCCAUCUGGUUCCUGGUGGAUAAGUUUGAAAUCUUCAGUUGUCCAAAUGUGCCCGUAUACGUGGGGAAAGUGGAGAGAGUCGGAGUGUUUGUGGAUUAUGAGAAAGGCGAAAUAUCGUUCUAUGACGUAGAGACCGCGACGCCGAUUUACUCCUUUACUGAGUGUUGGUUUACUGAGGAGCUCUAUCCGUACUUCAACCCGUGUGAUGAUGAAUAUGGUUCAAAUCUGGAGCCAAUGACGAUUGUUCCUGUUUGUCAUUUAGAGUGAGCAGAAUAUGCAGAAACUCUGUGAACUCCAAGCAGUUUCUGGGUGGGUUUUUUUGCACUGUAAAGUCCUGCACUUCUAUGGAAAUAGUACGACUAGAGGUAGAAACAAUGGCAAAUAUAUUUUACUAUAACAAACUUAUAUUGCAAAAAAAAAAAAGGUAAAGUUGAAUUGUUUUGUUUGUGCUUAACAAGUACAACAUUUUACCAACACUAAGAAGAAAUAACAACUACAUACUAUAUUUUUCUAUUUAAGCUUUUAAUAUGUUUUGAUGCUUCUCUUCUAUCUGCUCUGUGUCAGACUUGUUUAGCCAAAAAAACUUUUUUGUGUGCAGAUGAGUGCAGAAUUUUUUAGUUUUUUACAAAAUCUAGUCGCAGCAAACAGUUUAUUUUUGGCGACAUUUCAAAGUAGAUUUGUAGAAUAACGGGAUUUUGCUAAAAUAGGUUUUCAUGCAUAGAUUUGUUUUUUGAUGGAUCAUUUAAAAACAGUCAAAGAAGAAAUUCUAACAAUUUCUUCUUGGUUUUUUUGUAGUCUCUUACUCUGAUAAAUAGUGUUAAGUUUGGCAAAUUUUCUAGAUAAGAUGCCUUUGACGUCAAGUAGUAGGUUUGAGAUUAUUUACAAAAAUGCAGCUGAAGCAUUUUACUAUUUAAACGCCUUUUUAUUCUAUUAAAGCAGCUUUUUUUUUAAUCAUCAAAAAACUAUGCGAAGCAUCGACGUGCCUUGAAUGCAAACCGAGUCUUUAGAAUAAAUCCAAAGAUGAGAUUUACACAGAACGAAAGCAAUUUGACUGAAAACGUUUGCCUACACCAUUACCUUGAUUAAUUAUUUACCUGUAAGAGAAUGUAAUUGGGUGAGUUAACAAAGCAGGGGACCUUAAAUUAUUAAAUAAGUGAAAUGAAUCAGAUGGGGGGUGGAGGGGGUUUGAGGAGUAGAAGAGAAAUGGAAAAAGAGAGCAGCGAUGAUAAGCGAUGUUAAUAUGCAGAUCCUCACAUGUGACAGCCGAGCAGUUUGAAAAGUGUUUUAAAAGUUUAUGUGUAGUUAUGAUUAAAUUAUUUCGUCUGUU
This is a messenger RNA of Stegastes partitus (bicolor damselfish), 2796 nucleotides long. RefSeq names its product E3 ubiquitin-protein ligase TRIM39-like. The coding region runs from base 48 to 1736 and encodes 562 amino acids. The record is from RefSeq and is a predicted model, not a curated record. The transcript has 2 exons. Gene Ontology annotation, molecular function: protein binding; zinc ion binding. NCBI's taxonomy places the organism in Eukaryota, Metazoa, Chordata, Actinopteri, Pomacentridae.